Molecule: messenger RNA, 7014 nt
Organism: Malaclemys terrapin pileata
Lineage: Eukaryota; Metazoa; Chordata; Testudines; Emydidae
Product: intercellular adhesion molecule 5-like
Exons: 12
Coding region: 210-3212 (1000 amino acids)
Biological process (GO): cell-cell adhesion
Cellular component (GO): membrane
Molecular function (GO): integrin binding
Source: RefSeq, a predicted model, not a curated record
CCCUGGGCUGAGCCGCCCUGGCAGUGCCUGGGCACCAUCCCCGCCUCUCCAGUGACAGCGACUCAGUCCCCAGAGCCCAGGGCCUAGGCGGGCGCCCCGGCAAGACUCCCAUUGAUGGCAGUGGGCUUGGACCAUGCCCCACGGGACCGACAGAAAACCCAAGCCCAGCUCCCCCUACUCCUGCUCUCUCUGUCCCUCUCUCCUCAGCCAUGAGACCCCAGCGGCUCCAGCAUCCCUCUCCCAGGGGCCCCCUGGCCUGGCUGCUGCUUCUCCUGGUGCUGCCGGGGGCUGCGCAGGGCUCGUUUGAGGUGAGCGUUUUGCCGGAAGCUGCCGUGGUGGGGCACAGAGGGUCCAUCUGGAUAAACUGCAGCACCACAUGCCGGGAUCCUGGUGCCAGGGGCGGCCUCGAGACCUCGCUCACCAAAACCGAUAGGAAAAAUGGAUCCCGGUGGGAGGCCUUUCGCCUCGUCAAUAUCACGGAGUGGGCGUCGACACUUAAAUGUUUCUUCACCUGCGGUGGAAAUACGACGCUGGUGGCGUAUGCAAACAUCUCCAUUUACCAGGCGCCGGAGCGGGUGGUGCUGGAGCCGCUCCCGGAGCUGGAGCUGGGCCGGGCCUAUAACCUGACGUGCCGGGUUCUGAAGGUGGCUCCCGUCACGCACCUCACCGUGACCCUCCUCCAGGGGGGACGGACCCUGCACACGGAGACCUUCCAGAGCCGCAACAGGACCGGACCCCACGACGUCACGGUGACCCAGGAGAUCACCCCUCGGCGAUGGGACCACGGGCAGCAGGCCACCUGCCACACCACCCUGGACCUGACACCGCACGGGCCACUCUUGCAAAGCAGCUCCUCUGCGGUGGAGCUCCAGGAGGCCGGGGCUGCAGAACCAUCCUUUAAUGUGAGCGUUUGGCCGGAAGCUGCCGUGGUGGAGCAUGGAGGCUCCAUCUGGUUAAACUGCAGCACCACGUGCCGGGAUCCUGGUGCCUCGGGCGGCCUGGAGACCUCGCUCACCAAAGCCGAACAUAAAAAGGGGUCCAGCUGGAUGGCCCAGGAGCUGGUCAAUAUCCGGGAGUGGGUGUCGGUCGUUCAGUGCUACAUCUACUGCUAUGGAAACAUAACACUUGCAAAUGCCAAUAUCACCACUUACCAGGUGCCGGAGCGGGUGGUGCUGGAGCCGCUCCCCGAGAUGGAGCUGGGCCAGGCCUAUAACCUGAAGUGCCGGGUUCUGAACAUGGCUCCCGUCACACACCUCACCGUGACCCUCCGCCAGGGGAGACGGACCCUGCACACGGAGACUUUCCAGAACCGCACCGGGACCGGACCCGACAACGUCACGGUGACCCAUGAGAUCACCCCUCAGCGACAGGACCACGGGCAGGAGAUCACCUGCCACGCCGCCCUGGACCUGACACCGCACGGGCAGCUUUUCCAAUUCUCCUCCCCUGCAGUGGAGCUCAGGGUUUUUGAUCUCCCGGAGGAGCCCCGGCUCCAAACCUCCCUCUAUAUCGAGGUGGGCACCAAGGCGCUCGCCCGCUGUGGGGUGGCUGGGGUCUUCCCCGUCGCGGGAGAGGCCCGGUUCAACCUGUCCUUUGGGGGAGAGAGCCUGAACUUCACCGUCACCACAUCGGGCGACACGGCCACCGCCCAGGGCGAGGUUUGGUCCCCGUCCCCAGGACAGCACCAGCUGAACUGCACCGUGUCCGUGGGGCCCGUGUCCAGAUCCGCAGGGCAGAGCGUUCUCGUUUACAGUUUCCCUCAGCCCGUCCUGGAGAUCGACCAGCCACAGGCCCUCGUGAACAGGAACGUGAGCAUCACGUGCCUUUCCCCUGCCUCCCAGCCCCCCGGCAUGACGCUACAGCUCAGAGACGCCGAGCGAACCCUGGCGUCCGGGCACCCGCCCCGCCUGCAGCUCACGCUGACGACCCGCAAGAGAGACAACGGGAGGCAAUUCACGUGUGAAGGGAACCUCAUGCUGGGCAACCAUUCCCUCGUAAAGAACACGUCCGCCCAGCUCGUCGUCCUCUACGCGCCUACGCUGGAUGAGCCCGGCUGCCCAAGUCACCAGACAUGGCUCGAGGGGACCCCGCAGCAGCUGGCCUGUGAAGCUGAUGGCAACCCGACGCCGGAGGUCUCCUGCAGCAAGGACAGCCCGGUGUACACUACCGGCGACGUGCAGAACGUCAUGAGAGGCCACGCGGGGCUGUAUCGCUGCCGCGCCACCAAUGCCCACGGGACGGACGACAGAAACGUGACAAUCCAUGUUGAAUAUGGGCCUGAAAUAGACGAUGCCGGCUGUGCCGGGACCCGGACCUGGGUGGAGGGGACGGAGCAAAGCUUGGCCUGCCUGGCGCGGGGGAACCCAGCACCGGCCGUGGUGUGCACGAAGGACGGGGUGCCCUAUGACGUGGGGGUGCAGCAUCGGGUGGCGAGAGAGCAUGCUGGGACCUACCACUGCAACGCCACCAACGCCCGCGGCUCGGUCAGCCGGCACGUGACCGUCCAGGUGGAGUACAAGCCCACCAUGGACGAGUCCAGCUGCCCCAGUACCCAGGCGUGGCUGGAGGGGACCCUGCACACCCUGGCCUGUGAGGCGGACGGGAUCCACGUCCCAUGCACCAAAGAGGGAGCAGCCGACGAGUUUGGCGGCGAGCGGAAUGUGAGCAGGAAUGACUCCGGCACCUACCAGUGCACGGCCAGGAACCGCCACGGGUCGGCGACGAGGGUGGUCACCGUGCGGGUGGAAUACAGGCCCGUUGUCUUGCUCCUGGCCAUCAGCCCUUCUGCCACCGUCCCACGCGGCGCCAGUUUCAACAUCAGCUGCCGCGCCGAGGGCUCCCCAGCGCCCGCCUACCGCUGGACCGUGCCCCCCGCCCCCAACGUCCACUGCUCGGCCGAUAACAGCACCGUGAGCGUGGCCGGCGCUGACCGGCACAACCGGGGUGUUUACGUCUGUAGAGUCUCCAACGCCCACGGGCAGCACCUGGGCCAGGUCCAAAUCCAGGUGACAGAUCACAGAUUCAUCGUCGCCGCCCUGAUCGCGGGGGCGGCCGUGCUGCUGCUGGGUGGGACGGCCGGGCUCGUCUAUUACCUCAAAUCCACCGCCUGCAAGAAGGGCGAGUACAACGUGCAGGACGCCGAGAGCUCCUCGAAAGCCGCCUGCCUCGGCCGCGACGGUGCCGUCUACGGGAUACAGCUCACCCAGACCUGAGCCGGCCGGCGGCCGGAGCCACCCACACGGGGCUGCUGGAGGGGAACCCGGCGGUGCGUCCCUGGGGCCGGGCUGCCUGGUUUGGUUGGUUGGUCGUUGUUGCCUCCUCCAGCCACUUUGGAAGCUCCGGCCGAGCUGUGUUCUUGGUCCAGACCCGGCCUGUCUCCGUCCAGCCACCUCCUCAUGCAGCUUCUGCCCUCGGAUCUGCUCUGCCCUUUUCCCUUCCCCGGCCCUGCCCCUGGAACUUCCGGCUUGUCGCCGAUCCAGACAGCUGGUGUCUUGCCUUAAAUAUCCGUUCUCCGGCUUGGGGAAAUGGGUCAUGAGCUGGCCCCGACCAGGCCAUGACUGUACUGGAGCGUGCGGGGGGGAGGGAGGGGGUUGCCUAACCCAGCGCCUGGGGGGACUGGCACGGGCAGGGGAGAAUGGGUACGGCACCCGCUGGGAUCCGAACGUCUAGGUUCCAGAUUCCAACCCGGGGGGAGGCAGGGGCCACCAAACACAGUCAGGGGCCUGUGGGGAAACGAAUGUGCUGGGUCUCCGUCCCCGUGCUAGCAGGAAUGGGUCAGUCUGUCCUCAGAUAUAAGAACAGAAGAACGGCCAGCCUGGGUCAGACCAAAGGUCCAUCCAGCCCAGCGUCCUGUCUCCUGACAGUGGCCAAUGCCAGGUGCCCCAGAGGGAAUGAACAGAACAGGGAAUCAUCAAGUGAUCCAUCCCGUCACCCAUUCCCAGCUUCUCGCAAACAGAGGUAGGGACACCAUCCCUGCCCAGCCUGGCAAAUAGCCAUUGAUGGACCUGUCCUCCAUGAAUGUAUCUAGCUCUUUUUUUGAACAGACGGAACAGCUGGGGGCCGGCGUGGGUCACGUGUCCUGCUAGGAACAGCGCCGAGACCCAGCAAACUCGUUUCAUCACAGGCCACCAAGUUUAUGGUCUGAGCGCCCCGUGACCCCUGUCAGUCAGCGUUUAGGUGCGGCUCCCGCUCCUGCUCCGGGGUAACGACAGCCGCAGCCUGUUAAACUUCCCUUCCUGCCUCAGAGACAGCCAGGGAUCCCCCCCACGUCUGCCCCCAGCUUGCAGGGGGCAGUGAAUUCCUGCACUUUGCUGGCUUGCUGUUUCUGGGCCCUCGGAUGGUGCAAAUCAGCAUCGCUCUACUGACCCAAGCUCUGACUGUCGUAGGAGUCGCGUUCGCAGUGUGGUGCUGGCGUCCUGGGCCCGUCGAGCUGUUCUUUAGAGACAAUAUAACACCACAGCGUGUUUUGUGUGAUUGUUGUGGGGCAGAAUUAAACAGCAGCCCCCCUCCUUCCCCGCCCACAUCCCCCACUUCCAUGGGCAGAAUGCCACAGGAAACUUGCAGAGGCCAGAAAAAAAGCCUCCAUCUGCUGGCUUUGCGCAAGCUUGUUCCAGAACAGGCGCUGUGGAUGUCUCUCUCCCGGCAGUCUUAAUUACCAAGCACAGACUUUGUUCUCUAGCAACUGACGAAUUUAGCACAUCGGUGACAGCCUCAUGGCUGAGCUGCGGGGAAAAACAGCUCCUCCUUGGCACACGCCUGGCAAGCAAUACAUGAAGCAGGUGGGAAAAGCAGCUUGCAGGGUAGCGUGCUGCACGAUGACACGCUGCCGGCCUCGGGGGCUGUGGGACUUCAUGUUGCUGCACGCUCAGCGAAGAGGUGUGAUAGCCAAUCGGCUAGGUACUGGGACCUGCCGAGCGAGGGCCAGACCCGCCGCUGGCGCCAGCGAAUGGGUUAUGGUGGGAUGCCCAGUCAUGGCCCAAGGCCCGAUUGUGCAAGGUGCUGUACGUUAUGUAUUAUGAUCCCACCGCUCCUAGGCCAGGCCACCCUGCACUAAGCUCUGUACAGACACGGACCUGCUGCGUUAAAUCAUGGAGCCACGCUGCUUUACGCCAGCGGACGAUCUGGCCCGUAAACGUAACCAGCCUGUCAAACGCUUGUGAUUCUCUUUCACUUUCCAGGCAGGUUUUGAGACACCCGGGGCUCCAUUUUCAUCCUGUUGCGUGAGCAGAAUGUUUGAGGUUCUUUGGUUUAUUUUUUGGACUGGGCAGAGCAGCUCAGAGGGGGGGCGGGGGGCGUCUAGCCUGUCCUGGCUCAUCCCAACCGGGGCGUGGGAUCCCCGGAGGGCUCAGUGAUGGGCUGUUCUGCUACCGGGGUCGAUGCUGGGUCCUGCUUUGGAAGUGGAAGAUUUAGGGACAGGUUCAACCCAAGCGUCUCUGCUGAGGACGUUCCCACUAGAGCAUUCAGCAGGGCCGGCCCCAGCCAAGCCUGGCUUUAGGGCUGCAGCCAGCCAGGCUGGUCUCUGCCAGUGGGGCUACUGGGCUAAGGAUCCUACCAGCGUAGGGCUGACCUGAGCCGGAGCGAACCCACUGCGUUCGUCAGGAGCCGUUCCAGGGAGAUUUCCAGCAGCAGAUCUGGCUCCGGUUCAAACCCCCUUUGUGCCGGCCAUGUGCUCGCAGCAGCGAGGGGAAGGAGCCUGCAGGUAGUUUGAAGCCCCCUUUGCACUCCCUGUUUUCCACCCGCCCCUGGGUGUAAGUGACGCUCUGCUUCCCACGCCCACCUGGCCCGCCGAGAAUCCCUUGCGGCUACGCCCAUAGGCUCCGUCUGUCCCCGGGGUUGAGCCCUUCUGCCAUCUCUGCACCUGCCGGCCCCCCUGCCCCAUGGGGAUUUCUAAAGGGCUGCUUCCACCCACCGUGAGGCCCCUUUCUGCGGUGACCUGAGCAUCCCAGAGACUCAGGCUGUGAGUCAUCUGAGCUUCCCCUCCCCCCGGUGGUAUUCUGUAGAGGGUUUACACAGGCUUAAAGUUCCCCGUUCAACCGCAAGCUACAACCGGAAUGUACUAAUGAAGGGCUUCGUUUGGGGCGGGUUUCGCUAACGAGUGUGGGCCCUUCUCUGAUCGCAGCUGAACCAGCUGCAAACUUUUCCAGGGGCUCAUUGCAUUGGUGAAGCUCCGCUGGGUAAAAGGGCUAUUUUCCAGUCGAGUUUCUAACGGCAUUUGUACGUUCUCUCUCGCUCCCCCCAGCCUGGGCUUGAGGAAUGGGCCUGCGUCAUUGUGAGCUGCACUAUAAUUAAUGUUCGGGGUGGGCGGGCGGGCGCCCACGAUGCACUAGGUAAUGAACGAGCUCUCAGCAGUGCUGGCCUCUCAGCUUGGGAAGGGUUUUAAAACAUGCUUCCCCGAGGAAUAAGAAAGGACAAGUUGGUAAAGUUGGGUUUAAAAAAAGCUGUGAUGAUAGUUCCACAAUGCCACCCCCCACCCCCUGCUGGGCCCGAGUGCUCCCAGGCCGCAGAAAUGACUCAUUCUGCACGCCUACAAUGUGUAUCAAAAGCCACAACGAACUCCCCUUCACACCGCUCCACGGUGGCUGGUAUACCUGGGGGUUGGCUAGGCUGUGCUACAAUGUAAAAAGCAAUAGGCGCGUGAUCAGGUAAUUAAUCUGUUACAGAAGGUUGCAGCGUGUUUAAUUGCAUUCACUAAAACGGCACAGAAACGACAGGCAAACAGGCGCUCAGUGGGUGUCACAACAGUCGUGCAAGAGUGACAAUGCGCGAUGGUAUUGCUGUUUGAGCGGUUGGCCGUGGACUAGCCCUGGUCUUCGCUAGACUCCUACGCGCAUGUGAGCCUGGGUUUGGCGCCAGCACUGGCCCAGUGCUCUCUCUGGGGGGAGUUUCCGAGCCAGUUCUCUAGCAGAUUGAACAUUCACCUCUUCCCCCCGGCCCAGUGUUUUACUGCCGAGAGCACGGGCAGCCGGUCGUCCUGCCUCUCCAGAAUCGGCAGCUGGGUAACGGGUGAAAUGUUGG